UCCUCUUCCCCUCCAGCUGAUCCAGUUGUCUCCUCUUCCCCUCCAGCUCAUCCAGUUGUCUCCUCUUCUCCUGAAUGACCCCCAAGGAUGGACAAGGACAGGAAUGAGAUGACUAAGAGAAUAUUACACUUCACCUUGGAGAUCCUCCACCUGCUGACCGGAGAGGAUUACACCAUAGUGAAGAAGACAUGGGGGGAGUGUGUGGCCCCCAGCAGCCAUCUCCAUGAGUCAGGAGGACGGAGCAGGGCCCGGGGCCCCAUCAUGGAGCCUCCACCUCACUCACUGAUACAUGAGGAGAAGAUCCUAGAACUCACCCACAGGAUCACUGAGCUGCUGACUGGAGAGGUUCCUAUAAGGUGUCAGGAUGUGGCGGUCUAUUUCUCCAUGGAGGAGUGGGAGUAUGUAGAAGGACACAAGGAUCUGUACCAGGACAUAGUCAUGAUGGAGGAUCACCGGCCCCUCACAUCACAAGAUGGAGUCAUUGAUGGAAAUCCACCCGAGAGGUGUCCCCGCCCUCUGUAUUCCCAGGACCGUCCAGAGGGAAAUGUCCCAGAGAAGCAUCAGGGCGAUUAUCUCCUGGAUGUAAAGGUUGAGGUUAUAGAUGGUGAAGAAGAGGAAACUGAUUUCAGGGCCAAUCAGCAGCAUGGAGUAAUGAAUAGAAAUCCACUCGAGAGGUGUCCCCGCCCUCUGUAUUCCCAGGACUGUCCAGAGGGAAAUGUCCCAGAGAACCAGGAGAUUCCAGGAGGUGUUACCCCAGGAAAUGUCAGAAAGAAGGAAACGUCAGAGAUCAUGGAGCGCUCCUCAGGAGAAGAUGGAGAGAUCAGGGAGCGCUCCUCAGGAGAAGAUGGAGAGAUUAUGGAGCGCUCCUCAGGAGAAGAUGGAGAGAUUAUGGAGCGCUCCUCAGGAGAAGAUGGAGAGAUCAUGGAGCGCUCCUCAGGACAGGAUGGAGAGAUCAUGGAGCGCUCCUCAGGAGAAGACCUCCUUACCCCUAAUGUCCAUCCAGAUCUAUCAUAUAAUAUUCCCCCUUCUCACCAACCACACAUUGUUAUCACAUGGACAGGUCAGGAAGGGGAGGAAAGGAUCCAAUGUGAUGAAUGUGGGAAAUGGUUUAUAAAUAGAUCAGCUCUUGUUAGGCACAGAAAGUGUCACAGAAGAAAGAAGCGGUUUGUGUGUACAGAAUGCGGGCAGCGCUGUACAACGCAAUCACAUCUUGAUAUACAUAAGAGAAUUCACACAGGAGAGAAGCCAUAUUCCUGUUCAGAGUGUGAGAAAUGUUUUAAAAGUAAAUCACAUCUUGUUAGACACAAGAGAUAUCACACAGGAGAGAAGCCAUAUUCAUGUGCAGAAUGUGGGAAAUCUUUUAGACAAAAAUCAGAUCUUAUUACACAUGAGAGAAUUCACACAGGAGAGAAGCCAUAUUCAUGUUUUGAAUGUGGAAAAUCUUUUGGAGUUAAAUCAACUUUGGUUAAACAUGAGAGGAUUCACUCAGGAGAGAAGCCCUAUUCAUGUUCGGUAUGUGGGAAAUCUUUUAUAGUUAAAUCAACUCUUAUUGAACAUGAGAGAAUUCACACAGGAGAGAAGCCAUAUUUAUGUUCAGAAUGUGGGAAAUGUUUUAUACGGAAAUCAGAGCUUGUUACUCAUGAGAGAAGUCACACAGUAGAGAAUUCAGUAUUGACUACUGCUGACACUGUCUGUGCCGAGAUUCGGGAAUAUCUUGCCCUGAAUAUGGGUUCGGCCUCAGCCUCUACGGUGUGGGAUUCCCUUAAAGCUUACUUGCGUGGGCUUUUUAUACGUGAUAUAAGUAUACAUAAAUCGUUCACAAGGGAGAAGGGGGAGAAGCUGAGAUUGUCUAUGGUGGGAGCUGAGCAUGCGUAUGUCUCGGCUCCCUCCCAGAUGACGGAAGAGGUUUGGUUGCAGGUACAAGGAGAUUAUAAAGUGUACUUGGAGGAAGCUGCUGAGUAUAAACGCUUUUUUGUUAAGCAGAGAUAUUUUGAAUGUGGUGAAAGUACUGGUAAAUUGCUGGCCUCGGUUGCUAGAGCGCAGCAGGGGAUUUCGUUUAUUAGCUGUUUGAGGGAUGAACAGGGUUGCGAGGUCACUGAUGAUAAUGGGAUUAUGGAAAUAAUGUUGGCUUUUUAUAAGGAUGCGUAUUCGACUAGGGUCUCCUGUUCCGAGGGGGCGCUGGGGGAAUAUGUCCGCAGUGCUAGUUUGCCUUGCCUUACUCGGGAGCAGAGGGGAGAGCUGGACUCUCCCAUCUCUCUAGAGGAACUGGAACAGGCAUUGAAAGAUGCAAAUAAUGAAAGAGCCCCGGGCCCGGAUGGUCUCCCUUGUGAGGUGUAUAAAAAAUUCUCAGGUGUUUUACUGCCGCAGCUGUUGCGGGUGGUUGAGUCAGCGGUUUCAGAGGGUUCGUUGCCUCGCUCCAUGAUGGAAGCCAUCAUUGUACUCAUUCCUAAGCCUGGAAAGGACCCUCUUUGUGCGGGUUCAUAUAGGCCGAUCUCACUUUUGUGUACAGAUGUGAAGCUGCUGGCUCGGGUACUCGCUAACAGGCUGGCUGGGGUCAUACUUUCACUGAUCCAUGGGGAUCAGACUGGAUUUAUGCCCGGCAAAUCCACAGUUGAUAACAUUAGGAGGGUGUAUCUCAAUUUACAGAUGUCCCAGGAUGGUGCGGGGGCCCGAUCGUUUUUUUCGUUGGACGCUGCCAAGGCAUUUGACAGUGUCGAAUGGAACUACUUAUGGAGUGUGAUGAGGGCCAUGGGGUUUGGUGACAGAUUCCUUUCUUACGUUAAGCUUCUCUACCGGUGCCCGACUGCCCGUCUCAGAAUUAAUGGCAGGACCUCCUCGACCUUUGACCUGCAGAGAGGUACGCGACAGGGGUGUCCCCUGUCGCCCCUGCUCUUUGCCAUAGCUAUUGAACCUCUGGCUAACAUUCUAAGGAUGUCACCUGAUGUAAGGGGGUUUCGGUAUGGGACUGUGGAAGAAAAGGUGGCUCUAUAUGCUGACGACAUGUUGUUGUUUUUGGGAGACACAGCUCACUCACUGGCCCCGGUGAUGUCCCUCAUUACAGAAUUUGGGUCGUAUUCAGGUUUACUCAUUAACUGGGACAAGUCGGUCCUGUUACCUCUGGAACCUUUACCAGAGGUGCCUCAGAUAACUAUUUCUAAGAUACAAAUAGUCUCUAGCUUUAAAUAUUUAGGUAUUCACAUUACUCCCUCCUUACAUGAUUUUGUUCCUCGCAAUCUACUCCCCAUUCUAGAUAAAAGCUCCCAAAAAGUGUCCGUAUGGUGUAAGCUCCCACUAUCGGUAGUUGGACGUACUAAUCUAGUCAAAAUGGUUCUUAUGCCGCAACUGUUAUACAUAUUGCAGAAUUCCCCGGUGUGGAUAGAGAUGGCUCACUUUCAGAGAAUUCAGAGACUAUUCAGGUUACUGAUUCGCCAUGCCUAUGAAUCGCAGAAUCGGGUGAGGGAAUUACGGGUACAGUCUAAUAGGGUUCUGGAAUCUACUGUGACUAAACGUGAUUCUGCUGUUAUAAUUUCCUGGCUUUAUGGGGAACUACUUGGCUUCCAUCAUGAGAGAUUCCCUUUGACGGUUCGGUCUAAGUGGGAGAGGGACCUUGGGGUCCUGACUGAUGAGGAAUGGAGUACUGUGCUGGCACUUACCCCUUCUUUGUCUCUAUCGGAAUCUAAUAGGCUGUCUCAAUUGUUCUUUAUUCACAGGGUUUAUAGGACUCCCUCAUUUCUUCAUAUGAUAGGGGUUCGGUCUGACUCGGCUUGUCCGCGAUGUGGUGAGCUGGAGGCACACCUGGUACACAUGAUGUGGACGUGCCCUUGUUUGCUGACUUACUGGACUGAGGUGCUGCAGCUCAUUAGAACAGUGUAUAGGGUGACCGUUAAUAGAACUCCCAAGGAAUGCCUACUUGGACUUAUAGGUUGUGGUCGGGAGCCCUCCCUGGCAGAAGUUGGGAUCCUGAGAAUCUUAUAUCAAGCCAGGAAGUUGAUCGCUCAGUAUUGGAUCAGAUCCUCUCCUCCGGGUGUGGCUGAUCUCAUUGCAAGAGUAGCUCACAUAGUGAAACUUGAAAAGGGGAUCUAUACUAAGUGCAAAGUGGAGAGGAAGUUUGAUGGUGUCUGGGGUCCCUGGGUGCAAAGCUUUGAUCCCCCUGCAGAAUUGUCUUCUCUUCUCCUCCAGCUGAUCCAGUUGUCUCAUCUUCUCCUCCAGCUGAUCCAGUUGUCUCCUCUUCCCCUCCAGCUGAUCCAGUUGUCUCCUCUUCCCCUCCAGCUGAUCCAGUUGUCUCCUCUUCCCCUCCAGCUGAUCCAGUUGUCUCCUCUUCUCCUCCAGCUGAUCCAGUUGUCUCCUCUUCUCCUCCAGUUGUCUCCUCUUCUCCUGAAUGACCCCCCAAAGAUGGACAAGGACAGGAAUCAGACGACUAAGAGAAUAUUACACUUCACCUUGGAGAUCCUCCACCUGCUGACCGGAGAGGAUUACACCAUAGUGAAGAAGACAUGGGGGGAGUGUGUGGCCCCCAGCAGCCAUCUCCAUGAGUCAGGAGGACGGAGCAGGGCCCGGGGCCCCAUCACGGAGCCUCCACCUCACUUACUGAUACAUGAGAAGAAGAUCCUAGAACUCAUCCACAGGAUCACUGAGCUGCUGACUAGAGAGGUUCCUAUAAGGUGUCAGGAUGUGGCGGUCUAUUUCUCCAUGGAGGAGUGGGAGUAUGUAGAAGGACACAAGGAUCUGUACCAGGACAUAGUCAUGAUGGAGGAUCACCGGCCCCUCACAUCACAAGAUGGAGUCAUUGAUAGAAAUCCUCCCGAGAGGUGUCCCCGUCAUCUGUAUUCCCAGGACUGUCCAGAGGGAAAUGUCCCAGAGAAGCAUCAGGGGGGAGAUCUGACUAAUAAUAAAGUGGAGGAUGAAGAAGAGAGGAUGAGCGGCCAUCACCCGUGUAUGAGGGAAGUGAAGGAGGAAAUUCCAGGAGGUGUUACCCCAGUGAUCAUGGAGCGCUUCUCAGGAGAAGGUGGAGAGAUCAUGGAGUGCUCCUCAGGAGAAGAUGGAGGGAUCAUGGAGCGCUUCUCAGGAGAAGAUGGAGAGAUCAUGGAGCGCUCCUCAGGAAAAGACCUCCUUACCCCUAAUGUCCAUCCAGAUCUAUCCUAUAAUAAUUCUCCUGAUCAUGGGGAACCUUCUCCUCACCAACCACACAUUGUUACCACAAGGACAGGUCAGAAAAAGUUUCAAUGUAAUGAAUGCGGAAAAGAGUUUACAACAAGCUCGGGUCUUUUUUCACACAAAAGAAGUCACACAGGAGAGAAGCCACAUCCAUGUGCUGAAUGUGGGAAAUGUUUUAUGUAUAAAUCACAUCUUGUUAUACAUAAGAGAAUUCACACUGGAGAGAAGCCUUAUUCAUGUUCAGAAUGUGGGAAAUGUUUUAUACAAAAAUUCCAUCUUGUUUUACACAAUAGAGGUCACACCGGAGAGAAGCCAUUUCCAUGUUUAGAAUGUGGAAAAUGCUUUACAAAUAAAUCAGAUCUUGUUAAACAUGAACGAAGUCACACAGGAGAGAAGCCGUAUUCAUGUGUAGAAUGUGGGAAAUGUUUUACAGAUAAAUCUACUCUUGUUAGACAUGAGAGAAGUCACACAGGAGAGAAACCAUAUUCAUGUGCAGAAUGUGGGAAAUGUUUUACAGAUAAAUUAAGUCUUAAUAGACACGAAAGAAGUCACACAGGAGAGAAGCCAUUUUCAUGUGCAGAAUGUGAGAAAUGUUUUAUUACUAAAGACAAACUAAGGACUCAUCAGAGGAGUCACACAGGAGAGAAGCCAUAUUCAUGUUCAGAAUGUGGGAAAUGUUUUACAGAUCAGUCAAAUCUUGUUGCACAUGUAAAAAGUCACACAGGAGAGAAUUCACAUUUAUGUUCCGAAUGUGGAAAAUGUUUUACAACUCAGUCAAGUCUUGUCAGACAUAAGAGAAGUCAUAUAGGAGAGAAGCCAUAUUCAUGUUGAAAUGUUUUGUAGAAAAGUCAAAUCUUGUUAUGCAUGAGAGACGUCACACAAGCGAGAAGCAGAAUAAAUAGCAUUUGGGAAAUAUUUUACAACUUUAUCAAUUUUCACAGGAGAGAAAUUCUAUUUUCAUAAUGAGGAAAUAUAUUACAAGUAAACCACAUUUUGUAACCCAUGACAGAUCACUAAGGAGGGAAGCCAUAUUAAUGCUCAGAAUGUGGGAAAUGUUUAAUACUAAGGUCAAAGAAAUGUUAAACGAAUCAGACUCCCUACUUAUGUACUUGCCGAGCAAUAGGGAAAAUGCCUGCUGCUCAGUACUUAUCCUGUGGAUGUGGCUGUCUUCAGGUCAGGGGUCAUACUGUAUGUACAUCACCAUGUACACUCUGCCAGGUGCUGCGAGUGUUCACUGAGCAGGAGGCCUACAAUGUAUGUCAGGAUUCUGUCAUACUGUAUGUA
Molecule: messenger RNA, 6438 nt
Organism: Hyla sarda
Lineage: Eukaryota; Metazoa; Chordata; Amphibia; Anura; Hylidae
Exons: 14
Coding region: 88-5985 (1965 amino acids)
Biological process (GO): regulation of DNA-templated transcription
Source: RefSeq, a predicted model, not a curated record